Messenger RNA from Cladophialophora yegresii CBS 114405, 426 nucleotides. RefSeq lists its product as uncharacterized. Bases 1 to 426 code for a protein of 141 amino acids. The transcript has a single exon. The record is from RefSeq and is a predicted model, not a curated record. Lineage: Eukaryota; Fungi; Ascomycota; Eurotiomycetes; Chaetothyriales; Herpotrichiellaceae.
AUGGCGCAACACCCGUCCCCAGAUCCUACGUCUACGUCCACGAAAUCACCCUCCACGGCCCCAGCCAAUGCUCUCUCCACCGAAAAGAGCCCCGACCCCUGCUCCCAAAUCGAAAGAGACCAUCCCCAGCACACGUCCACCUGCCCGAACUGCCAAGAACGAAUGACCCGACAAUUCGACAAAGUCCUCCGCGGCGUCAUGCUCCGGGAAGGCUGGACAGAGGAGCAAGUCCACGCGGUCUCCCCCCUGCGAGGGUUUGCCAGUAAGCAAAUGAAGGAUCUGGCUCCCGAUCCGGGCGCGCCCAUAGAAGUGCAGAGACGAGUGUACGCUAGGAAUUGUGUCGAAGAGUUGCAGGCGAGGAUUGAUGCUGCGAGAGAGGUUCAUCAGGCGAGGAUCGAUGCCACUAGGAGGAGUCGUGAGUCAUGA